UUUUAAAAAUUAUAAGUUGACAUCGAUAUCAUUUUGAAAUGUCAUUUUUGGAAACCUGAAUUUUUUAUAUAUAUAAUUUGAGAUGGAUCGUCCGAAAAGCCAAAAUUCUGCUGGAACAGACAACAAAGAGGAAGCCCAUGGAGCAACCACUUCAAAAUUGCCUUCGUCCAAGCCAGUGUCUUCGUCUCAUAAUAUGAACGAUUUGAAGAUGUUCGACUUUAAUUCUGCUGACGAGAUCAGAUCUUCACGGAACCACACGACGGGGCUAACAAAAAAUACCGCCCCUAAAUAUGCGCCGACGGUUCGUGAAGCCUUCUCCUUAAGGCAAGCCAUGAAAGCUAUGCUGUCAGGCAACAAACUGCAAAACUCUGGCGACGAAAUGAAAACUCAGUCAACAAAAGCUGAUGGACAGAAUUCUAUAUGUAAUGCCAAUAAAGAAGCCGCAGGACAUGUAUUCAAAAUAGUGAAAAGCAAGGAAGAUUUUCGCUCGUUCUCGAACAAUGUCAGGAAGAAGAGGCCCGGCCGGCCCCCCAAUGCCGGUCCUUCGAAGAAGACCAAAAGGAACAGCGUGACCAACUUGUUUGUUGGCAAAUUGAAAAAUGUCGUUAAAUUCAAACACUGCGCAUCUGAAAGCGAAUCUGACGAAUACAUAUACUAAUCGGAUUUUUUAA
Molecule: messenger RNA, 671 nt
Organism: Plodia interpunctella (Indianmeal moth)
Lineage: Eukaryota; Metazoa; Arthropoda; Insecta; Lepidoptera; Pyralidae
Exons: 3
Coding region: 83-658 (191 amino acids)
Source: RefSeq, a predicted model, not a curated record